GUCACAGUUCUCUGUAACAGAAACCUUCCUUUAACACAACUGCGCGCGUCGCAGCUCACACCAGCCAUCAUGAACAGCCAGAGAAGACCGGGCAGCUUCCGCGCGACAAGCCCUGACCAACCCAAAGCUCAAACUAAAUCAAAUGCAAAUAAGAAGAGUAAACAGCAGAGAGAUCACCAUAAGACUGACAGGCAGGAGAAGUCUCCGGAGCGCGCAGAGGCCAAGUGCGCGUCAAAACGGGGAAGCAAGAAGCAACAGAGUAAAAAGGAGAAAGAUCCUCAUGACUGUGAAAGUGAAGACAAACCUCACGAAACCCCAGCACCAAAACGGGGAACCAUUCAUCGACAGAGUAAAAAGCAGAGGGAUCUCAGACAGUCUCCGGAGAACUCCGAGAGUAAGUACCAAGAAAACGGCGCAUCUGUUCCCAAAAACGCAAACAAUGCUGACGAGAAUGAGAAACAAGCCAGUGCACAAAGCAAGCAUCAGAGUAAAAAGUUUGACUGUGAAAGUGAAGGCAAACCACGGCAAACCGUCAAGAGCAAAUCCGAUGAAAAACCAGCACCAAAAAGUCAGAGAAAAAAGGAGAGCGAUCCUUUAAAUCUUGACAAAGCAGAAUCACUGGAGAGCUCCGAAAGCAAAUUGGAAGCAAAAUCCACAGCAAAACCUAGAAGGCGGCAUGAAUCUGCUAUUAAAACAGAUUCUUCUGACGCGAGUGACGCUCAGGACGCUUCUCCAGCGGUCAGCGCGCACAGCACGGAUCGCCAAAAGAAAAGCGCAGAACAAACUGCAAUGAGAGGACUAAGAGUCGAUGACACAUUGGGAAAGGUUCUUAAGGCAACUAUUGACAAAUUAAAAAUCAAUAAGAACGAGCAGUCUAACGCGUCCAGUCAUGUUAAUGACAUAACAGAUAAAGUCAUUGCACACCUGAAACGAAACACGACCUGGUGUGAAGAGAUCGAGAGGUUACGAACUGGAAGUUAUUAUGAAAACGUUAAAAUUUGUGAACCAGAUGAAUUUGAUGUGAUGAUGACUAUUCCUGUGGAGCGAGUAGACAUUCAGGAGUUUGAUGAGGCCGGAGCAUUUUACAGUAUUGCAUUGAAACGACAUACGAAAAGACAUCCUCUGGACAGAUUCCUAAAUGAAGACAAGACCAUUCAGGCCAGUGAAAUGCUGAGUGAAUUCAGAGAUGCCGUCAAGAAGGCUGUGGAGAAACUUCCAUACCAAAUUGAGAUGCAGCGAAAAAAGCCGAAAUGCCCUGCAGUGACGCUGAAAGUAAAAAUGGAAGAAAACGGAAAGACUAUUUCUGUAGACUUCGUUCUUGGUCUUAAGGUUCAUCGUGCAAGCUGGCCAGACUUUACAAAAGAUGGCUUCAAAAUAGAAAACUGGCUUGGUAAAAAGGAGAAAGCUAAUAUGAAGCAUCAACCAUUCUACCUGGUGCCUAAAUAUGAGGGAAAGGGAAACACAGAGCAUGAUGGAGUUGUUGCAAAAGAUGCCUGGCGAAUUUCUUUUUCACACGUCGAAAAAGAAAUCCUGAAAAAGCAUGGCCACUCCAAGACAUGCUGUGAAGACGUUGGACAGAAAUGUUGCCGGAAGGAGUGUCUAAAGCUCCUGAAGUAUCUUCUUCAACAGCUCAAAGAGGACGACUCCAAAUCCAAUAAGUUGUCCAGCUUCUGCUCCUAUCAUGCAAAGACCACCCUUCUCCAUGCUUGUGCCACAAGGGGAAAUGACAACGAGUGGGCAUACAGUCAGCUGGCCGACUGCUUCCAGCAGCUUUUGGAAGACUUUGUGAAACACCUGAGAAAUCGUCAUCUCCCUAACUUUUUCAUUCCAUCCCAUAAUCUCUUACAUCAAGCCUCUCCGAGUAGCUGUGAUUUCCUGGCAAAUGCAAUUGAAAUUCAGCGCAAUAACAACUUUCCUAUAUUCAAUUAAUUC
Sinocyclocheilus grahami is the source of this 1932-nucleotide messenger RNA. Its product is annotated as cyclic GMP-AMP synthase-like. The record is from RefSeq and is a predicted model, not a curated record. Gene Ontology annotation, biological process: positive regulation of defense response to virus by host; negative regulation of double-strand break repair via homologous recombination; paracrine signaling. The transcript is spliced from 5 exons. Gene Ontology annotation, molecular function: 2',3'-cyclic GMP-AMP synthase activity; chromatin binding; double-stranded DNA binding. Bases 70 to 1929 code for a protein of 619 amino acids. Lineage: Eukaryota; Metazoa; Chordata; Actinopteri; Cypriniformes; Cyprinidae. Gene Ontology annotation, cellular component: nucleus; site of double-strand break; cytosol.